This is a messenger RNA of Cuscuta epithymum, 874 nucleotides long. NCBI's taxonomy places the organism in Eukaryota, Viridiplantae, Streptophyta, Magnoliopsida, Solanales, Convolvulaceae. The record is from the annotation of a GenBank genome assembly.
CUUGAGAACGGCUCUAUGGAAGCUACUUGAAAGUUCUGGCUGCAUCGUCUCUCUCGUAUAUAAACGCGUUCCUGCUCCUUUCGUUGAUCAUCGAAGUGAAUUCAGCUAAAUUGAUCAUCAAAUUCGUACUCUAAAUCAAUCUUAACGGAAAUACAUAUUCAGAUUUGAGUCAAUUAUGUCUCUGAUUCCAAGCAUCUUCGGAGGUCGCCGGAGCCACGCUUCCGACCCAUUCUCUCUAGAUAUUUGGGACCCUUUCCAAGGCUUCCCGUUUUCCAACGCCGUCGGCUCUGCUCGCGAAACGUCGGCGUUUGCGAACGCGCAGAUCGACUGGAAAGAGACGCCAGAGGCGCACGUGUUCAAGGCGGAUCUGCCGGGGCUGAAGAAGGAGGAGGUGAAGGUGGAGGUGGAGGAAGGGAAGGUGCUGCAGAUCAGUGGGGAAAGGAGCAGGGAGCAGGAGGAGAAGAACGACCAGUGGCACCGCGUAGAGCGGAGCAGCGGCAAAUUCCUUCGGAGGUUCCGGUUGCCGGAGAAUGCCAAGGUGGAUCAGGUGAAGGCUUCAAUGGAGAAUGGGGUGCUCACUGUAACUGUUCCCAAAGAGGAAGUGAAGAAGCCCGAAAUCAAAUCCAUUGAGAUCUCUGGUUAGACCUCUGCUAUGAGAAGUUCAGCCUAUCCUCUGCGAUCUUUUGAGUAAAAGAAAAAGGAAUAAGGAAUGUGUUGUGGUCAAAGACAGUGAUUAAUGUCAAGUGUAUGCCAUUUUAUGUUUGUGUCAAUUUUCUCAAUUAAUCUGAGCUGUGUCCUAUCCUCAUUUCGUUGAAAAUAAAUAAAAAAGGUUAAUUUGGGUACUAUCCACUUAAUUAUUACUAAUAAAGUGAAA